AUGCAUAACCUUCCCCCAGCGCCUGGCCCUUGGGCAGGCCCCGAGACAAUGCAGCGUUGGCUACAGGCCAAGGUCGAAGAGGACCGUCGCUGCCAAGAGGAGGAGAAGACUCGCCAGGAGACAAUGAAACUGGAACGGCGCAAGGUUGAUCACGCGAUCCUCGUGGAUGCCUUACGUGCAGGUGUGCCACCGCACCUGGCCCCGUUGGUUGUUGGGGGUAUAGACGGACCCGUUGACGCAAAGCUUGCUACGCCAGAGAUGAUGCAGGACAUGGCAGAUAUGACUCGACAUUCCUCAGUACCACCGCAUCGGCCUCAAGUACACCCCGGUGCAUCUCAGCCCGCGACGCUUCCUUCACUCAGUCAACAAUUCUCGACACAACCGGCCGGAGAAUACCUACGGGACAUGCGCACCCUUCCUUCCAAUGCAUAUGCUUCAUCUGCGCAAAAUCAAUCACCAGUUGUGAGAAACAGUUCAUCUCAGCUAUCAGCUGGAGGGGUUGGCGGCGGUAGUGGUGGUCGUCCCCCAUUUGUCUCAACUGUCAUUACUUCAAAUAAUACGCCUACUGGUCAUCUUCCACGUCCAAUGGAAAUGACCGCGCAAAGCCGAUCGAACAGUGGAUUACACACUGUGCAUGCCCUUGGUGCUCCACAGCCGCCGUCGAACCCUCCUCCUAGAGGUCAACAUGAAUCACGACCUCGCCGUCCUUCCCCCCUCUAUCGCCUUUCAUCACUGGAUUCCUCCCGGUCAAUCACAACCUCAAGCAUCGUCAAAUAG
This is a messenger RNA of Penicillium subrubescens, 777 nucleotides long. RefSeq lists its product as uncharacterized. Bases 1 to 777 code for a protein of 258 amino acids. The transcript has a single exon. Lineage: Eukaryota; Fungi; Ascomycota; Eurotiomycetes; Eurotiales; Aspergillaceae. The record is from RefSeq and is a predicted model, not a curated record.